Messenger RNA from Polypterus senegalus (gray bichir), 1445 nucleotides. It is a transcript of the gene hoxd3a, whose product is annotated as homeobox D3a. Gene Ontology annotation, biological process: regulation of transcription by RNA polymerase II. The coding region runs from base 17 to 1201 and encodes 394 amino acids. NCBI's taxonomy places the organism in Eukaryota, Metazoa, Chordata, Cladistia, Polypteriformes, Polypteridae. The transcript has 2 exons. The record is from RefSeq and is a predicted model, not a curated record. Gene Ontology annotation, molecular function: DNA-binding transcription factor activity, RNA polymerase II-specific; RNA polymerase II cis-regulatory region sequence-specific DNA binding. Gene Ontology annotation, cellular component: nucleus.
AGCUGUAAUAGCCAACAUGCAGAAAGCUGCUUACUUUGACAAUGCCGGACUGUUUGGAGGUUACUCAUAUCCGAAAACCGAUACGUAUGGCUACAGCACUAAUCAUCAGCCGUACCCUCCUGCUAACAUCGAAAAUGAUUUCCAAGGCUCUGUUUGUACAAUACAAACACCCGCCAUCAGACCCCCAAAUCACAAAACUGGUGAAAUGAAUGGCAGCUGCAUGCGAACAAGUGGCAGCCAAAGUAGCAGCCAAGCCAGCAGUAUAAACGAGCAACAGGCACCCCCACUACCAGCAUCACCGCCAAACUCAAACAGCACCACCUCGCAGAAAAAAAAGUCAUCAUCAGGCACUUCUUCUAACCCCGUCUCAUCAGGUAUUACUAAGCAGAUAUUCCCAUGGAUGAAAGAGACACGGCAGAACGCGAAACAGAAGAGCAACUGCACAACUUCAGGAGAAACUUGUGAUGACAAGAGUCCGCCAGGACCGGCUUCAAAGCGAGUCCGCACUGCGUACACCAGCGCCCAGCUUGUUGAACUGGAAAAAGAAUUUCACUUUAACCGCUAUCUGUGUCGUCCACGGCGCGUCGAAAUGGCCAAUCUUUUAAAUUUGACUGAACGCCAAAUAAAGAUCUGGUUUCAAAACAGAAGGAUGAAAUACAAAAAGGAUCAGAAAGCGAAGGGUAUAAUGCAUUCUCCCAUUGGACAAUCCCCAGACAGAAGCCCCCCGUUAAGUGGUUCAAAUCACAUUGGAUAUUCCAGCCAGAUCUCGAACGUAAACAGUCUUAACUACGAUGCUCCUUCACCGACUUCGUUCGCUAAACCGCAGCAAAACAUGUACGGCUUGGCAGCCUACACGGCACCACUCGGUAGCUGUCUGCCGCAACAAAAACGGUACCCGGGAUCGGAGUAUGAACAUCAUGCUAUGCAAGGUAAUGGCGCAUUUGCUAAUGCUAAUCUACAAGGCAGCCCUGUUUAUGUUGGGAGCAAUUUUGUUGAUUCCAUGCCUGCUUCAGGUCCAAUGUUCAACCUUGGCCAUCUCCCCCAUCCUUCAUCCAGCAGCGUGGACUACAGCUGCGCUGCUCAGAUCCCCGGAAAUCAUCACCACGGACCUUGCGAUCCUCACCCAACAUACACAGACCUGACUUCUCACCACGCACCUCAGGGACGGAUACAGGAAGCACCCAAACUGACGCAUCUCUAGUGGGCUGCGAAGAUACUGCAGUAAUGGCUUCUGUAUUUUUAUUACCUCACUAGUCUGAAGUACUUUAUAAUGAUGUUCCAUGAAAACCAGCUGUGUACAUUCAUACCGAACUCCCUGCUUUCAGCAGCUGUGUUCCUCUGUGAGACUAAAAGAGGCCAGAUAAGGAAUGUCUUUGUAAGCUGAUGUAGUGCAAUGCGCAACAUAUAUUAUGGACUAAAAAAAACUUACAAACAAAAAAAAAAAA